Molecule: messenger RNA, 1470 nt
Organism: Hibiscus syriacus
Lineage: Eukaryota; Viridiplantae; Streptophyta; Magnoliopsida; Malvales; Malvaceae
Product: dnaJ homolog subfamily C member 17-like
Exons: 6
Coding region: 345-1232 (295 amino acids)
Molecular function (GO): RNA binding
Source: RefSeq, a predicted model, not a curated record
UUGCCGACCCGCUCUCAUCUACGCCGAGCAACCGCUGCUCUGUCCAAAGCGUCGUCUUUCUCUUCCUCUAAUUUUAUCCCUUUCUCAUUCCUCCGUUUCCUCCCCCGUCCCUGAUCCAAACCCUCUUUUUCCUUUAGUUCCCGACGGCCCGGGGAGUUAAAUAAGUGUUGUGUUCUCUGUUUUCGAUCCUACCGCUCAUCCCUCGUCUUCUUGUCCGGUGCCCAACGCAAGCCCUCUAUUGCCUUCAAGCUUCCGACAGACCAGGGAAUAUAAUCAGUGCCUGACGGAAGCCGCCUCUUGCUUUCUAGUUUCCGAUUGACCAGGGAAUCAAGUAAGAUUCAGCUAUGGAGGUUGACCAUUACAGCAUCUUGGGUUUACCUUCGGGCGAGGAAGGAGCCAAUUUGACCAAAAAAGAAAUUACCAAGGCUUAUAGAGAAAAAGCCCGUGAUCUUCAUCCUGAUAAGCGAAAAGAUGAUCCGAAUGCCCAUGAAAACUUUAUAAAGCUCAAAUCCUCGUAUGAAAUUCUUGUUGACGACAAAGCUCGUAAGCUCUUCGAUGAUCUUCUCCGGGUGAAACGUGAACAGCAGCGUCGUUUUGCACAGCAAGAUACAAAGCGAAGGAAAAUGAUGUCAGAUUUGGAAGAUCGAGAACGUGCUUCUUUUGCUCCGGAUCCUGCUGUAACUGCUAAAGAGGAAGAAGAGAGGAUUGCUAGGAAAUUAAAAGAGGAAAUUGCAAGGAUCCGUGCAAUGCACGCUGCUAGUAAGGGUGCUGGUAUGGGUAGGGGCUCAGGUUCAGGCUUUAAUCAAGACAAGGUUGGGAGAGAAGGGAAUAAUGAGGGUGGGGCUAGUGGGGAGUUGGAUAAAGAGAAGGUUUUAAAGGUUUCUUGGGAAAGAAUUGGGGAGGGUUAUACAGCAGAGAAGCUAAGGCAAUUGUUUUCCGGGUUCGGGGAAGUGGAGGAUAUUGUAAUCAAAAGCUCAAAGAAAAAAGGGUCUGCUCUAGUAGUCAUGGCUACUAAAGAAGCAGCUGUUGCUGCUACGGGAAGCGUUAUUGGGGAUCUGCACAAUCCAUUGCUGGUCGUGCCUCUUAAACCGGCAAUUGUUGCAGAUUUUUUAGCUCCCCGGAAGGCCGAGGAACCUGAUCGUUUCAGUAAUCUGGUUGGGGCUGGUUUCCAAGCUUUUGAAGAUUCUGUUUUAUCCAAACUGAAAAAGGCUGCCGAAAAACAACAGAAGUGAUGUAGAAAAGGCCUUGAAGUUUAAAAUUACAUUUUGACUAUACAUGCAGCAACAGUGGUGAUGGACGAGGGGAAUGACGAGGGAUGAGGGAGAUCAACAUAGGAUUUUUUUUUAAAUAACAUAGGAAAAUUUGAAAGUAUUAUAUAUUUUACAUAUUAUAUUAUAUAACGUGUAGGGUGUUGUACACGUGAAAUUAUUUUAACAUUUCACGUUUGUUUCUAAAACAACUAAUGCCGAG